Messenger RNA from Fonsecaea nubica, 567 nucleotides. RefSeq names its product signal peptidase complex catalytic subunit SEC11. The transcript has 2 exons. The record is from RefSeq and is a predicted model, not a curated record. The coding region runs from base 1 to 567 and encodes 188 amino acids. Gene Ontology annotation, cellular component: membrane; signal peptidase complex. Gene Ontology annotation, molecular function: serine-type endopeptidase activity. NCBI's taxonomy places the organism in Eukaryota, Fungi, Ascomycota, Eurotiomycetes, Chaetothyriales, Herpotrichiellaceae.
AUGCUACCCUUUCUCGCCCCCUACCUCUCCAACCCUCGUCAGUCGCUGUCGCAGGUGCUGAAUUUUGCCCUCGUCCUGUCGACUGCGUUCAUGCUAUGGAAGUCGCUGUCCGUUAUUGCAGACUCGCCCUCGCCUAUCGUGGUAGUUCUGAGUGGAUCGAUGGAACCUGCGUUUCAAAGAGGUGAUUUACUGUUUCUCUGGAACCGAGAUAAAACGGCCGAGGUGGGAGAAAUAGUCGUCUACAAUGUGAAGGGCAAGGACAUUCCAAUUGUCCACCGCGUUGUCCGAAGUCACGCACCUGCAGCGGCUGUCGAAGUGGAUAAAAGUGGUAACCUCUCGAACGCGUCUCCAAAACUCCUCACAAAAGGCGACAACAACGUCGCCGACGACACAGAGCUCUAUGCGCGGGGUCAGAGUUACCUGGAUAGAAAAGAGGAUAUUAUUGGCAGCGUGCGCGGAUAUGUGCCAGCAGUUGGCUACGUGACCAUCAUGCUCAGCGAACACCCUUGGUUGAAGACGGUUAUGCUAGGAAUGAUGGGCCUGAUGGUCAUUUUACAAAGGGAAUGA